AUGUCUUAUGAUAAAGAACUAUCUGUAGCUCUUCAAGCAUGUCUUCAAGCAGCUAGAUUAUGUGAACGUGUUCGUUCUACAAUACCAGAAGCUAUUGAAAAAGUGGAUCGUUCACCAGUAACUUUAGCAGAUUUUGGUUCACAAGCAUUAAUCUGUCAUCGAAUUCAUAAUGAAUUUCCUGAUGAUCCAAUUGUUGCUGAAGAAAAUCCAAAGGAACUAGUCAAACCUGAAAGAGCCGAUAGUCUUAAACAAAUCGUUAAUUAUGUUAAAGAAGAAAAUAACGAUGUAGAUGAAAAGAAAAUUGUUGAAUGGAUUGAAUAUGGUAAUGGUCAUGUUGGUCAACGUUUUUGGACUUUAGAUCCAAUUGAUGGUACCAAAGGUUUUAUACGUCGUGAUCAAUAUGCUAUAGCACUUGCUUUAAUUGUUGAUGGUGAUGUAAAAGUUGGUGUUUUAGCAUGUCCAGCAUAUGGUAAUGAUGGUGGUCUUAUGUUUUAUGCUGUACGUGGUAAAGGUGCUUAUUCACAAUCAAUUAAAUCCUUUGGUACAACAAUACCAACUCGUAUCUAUGUCGUUACAAAUGAUAAUAUAAAUAAUUUUCGUUUUGCUGAAAGUGUCGAAAGUAGUCAUGGAGAUCAAGCCAAACAGAAUGAAAUUGCACGUCGUAUUGGAAUUCAAACAUCACCAAUACGUAUGGAUUCACAAGUUAAAUAUGGUUUAGUAGCUUGUGGACAAGCAGCACUUUAUAUUCGUUUUCCUAAUCCACAUAAUCUAAAUUAUCGAGAAAAUAUUUGGGAUCAUGCAGCUGGUGCAAUUAUUGUUGAAGAAGCUGGCGGAAAAGUAACUGAUAUGAAUGGAAAAAUAUUAAAUUUUCGAGAUAAUGAAAAAAUGCUUGAUAAUCGUGGAAUUAUUGUUAGUAAUGGAAUUAUUCAUGAACAAAUACUUGAAGCUUUAAAAGAUUAA
This is a messenger RNA of Rotaria sordida, 960 nucleotides long. The record is from the annotation of a GenBank genome assembly. Lineage: Eukaryota; Metazoa; Rotifera; Eurotatoria; Philodinida; Philodinidae.